AUUCCUCAAUUCUUCUUCUCUCCCCUUUUCUUUUUUCGUUAUACAUGUCGUCGUCGCUUCUUCUUCUUCUUACUUGUCCACCAUAUCUUUUUACUAAUAAGUUAUCUCUGCAAAAAAAAAAAAAAAAAAAGCUUCACUUGCCGUUGAAAAGGAACUAUGGAGGAGAACGAUCGCUUGUCGAUGAAGCGGAAAGAUAUUGACAGAGUAAACGAUGAUUUCUCUGAUUUUUCCCUCUCUUCUCCAGCCAGGAAGAUUCGUCGUCUGGAUGUGGAUUUGCCACCGAUUUUUGAGGAAGAGGAAACAGAUUUGGCGAUGCAAGAGAUCGAGGUUUCGCCGGUGAACGAUGAGAGAGCAAUUGUUCUGUUUAAGCCUCUCCAUUAUGGUCAUCAGCCUAACCUUUUUGUUGAUAGAGACUUGAUUUCUGGCUUUAAGAAUAGAUUCCUUCGUGAUGCAUCUAUAGGUGACGAUGACCACUAUGAAGAUCAGAGAUCCAACAAGUGCCAAGCAGUUGUUUGUUGGAAUCCUGCUCAGACUUCUUACUCACAGUCCGUAGGAACCUUCCAACAGCCGCGUACACUAGAGAUUACUGAGUUGGAUGAGACAGGUGAGGAUGCGGUUAUGGAUGACGCAGCCACUGAGAUAGAAGAGGAUAGUGGAAACACCUGUCCAUCUUUUCCUCAACCAGCUCAACAGCAGCUGCAAGUGGACCCCACCUACGGUUUCGGCUUGCAUCAGUGGCAGCAACAACAUAACUAUAUGAUUCCACCACAGCUCCCUCAAGUUAGCACUACUCCCACUCCCAUCACUUGGUUCCGAUGAUAUGCUUAUGCCUGGGAGACAAGAGCUCAUCAUCAGCGAAUGCACGUAGUAGUAUAGAGACAGGAGCCCAUCAUCAGUGCAUGCACGAAGUAGAGAUUUAGAGGCAGAUUUGUUGCUAGUUUAGUUCUGCCCUUUUUGUGGGAAUUAGAGAAGAUAUGGCAUAGUUUUGUUGCUGUAAACCAAAACCACUGGCUUCAGCUGUAAUUGUCCUGGAAUAUAUGUUUUUGGCUGUCUUUUAUAAUAACCUGACAGAUUCCUACGAUCCGGCUCAUACGCACUUCUACAAGUAGCAUUAACCAUGUAUAUCUCAGUGUAAGUAUAUAAAAGGUGCAAGUUCUGUUGUUGAAA
Molecule: messenger RNA, 1167 nt
Organism: Camelina sativa (false flax)
Lineage: Eukaryota; Viridiplantae; Streptophyta; Magnoliopsida; Brassicales; Brassicaceae
Source: RefSeq, a predicted model, not a curated record